UGAGUGAUAAUUCCAAAUUGUUCUUAAAGUAUUGCAAGUUUUUAGCGAUUUUUUUCUCUCUUCCUUUUAUGCUAUUCGUAACCCACCAAAUUUGCUCUAAGUCUUUUGACCUGUAAAAUUAACCUCAAUCUCAAACCUGAAAUUUUUUUUGUGAAAUGGAUUCAAAUAAAAAAAGUACCAAAGAGGAUUUAAGUAAAUAUGACUGGAUAAGUUUGCGAAAUGAAAUGGAUGAAGGGAAAACUAUUGAAACUGCUGCAGAAAAAUUCCGCAGAAAGUUUUCUGAGGAACCUUUUAUACCAAUAGGCGCAUUAGCAACUGCGACUGCUCUUUCUGUUGGACUUUGGAGCUUUCGAACAGGUAGAAGAAAGCUGUCACAGUAUAUGAUGAGAACUCGAAUUGUAGCCCAAGGUUUUACAGUUGCUGCUUUGGUUUUUGGAAUACUCAUGGGCGCCAAAGGCAUUGCAAAAUAACUUUAUUGAGCAGUUCACUUUGUUGACUUAGCAAGUACAAUAUGCUUAAAUGUAAAUAUAACUUUUGAUUAUGCUAGGAACCUGUGCAUAAAAAAUUGAGAACUCCAUUAAGCGUUUUCAUGUAUGUUAAUUAAAAUGAAAAUUGAAAUGAAGUACAAACAAAAGUAUAUCAGGACUUGCUAUAAGGAAAGCUCCUUUUUUACUUGGCAAUUUUACUGUUCCUAGUUGUUUCACAUUCCUUCAUUACAAAGGAAUUGGGGCAUACUAUUCAAUUUUAAAUAAAACAAUCAUUUUUUUAUUCUUUUGGAUUUAUGAUUUGAUUAAGGUGAUUAGAAAUAUAAUCUCAAAAACAGAAAAAUUCUAAAAUUAGCUGUAUUAUGUAUUCUAGUGACAUUGCUGAAUGUUCAGGACCUGCAAUUAAAAAAAAAUGCGUUCACCAAUUUAACCAAAUACUUGCAAUGUAAUAAAAUUGCAACAGCUGAUGGAAAAUAUUGAAAUUGCAACAGUGAAAAGUUGCCAAGUGAGAAACGGGUUUACGACACCAUAAUAAAAUAGUUUCAAAAAGUGCUUGAUUUAAUUUAUUAAAUUUUAUGAGUAGUAGGCUUCGAAUUUAUUUGAUGUCUGUCGCCUUUUAUGAUGUCCGUAGAACGAGAUCGACGUUGUGACUUGCAUUCAAUGAACUCCUUACCUUGUAU
Molecule: messenger RNA, 1165 nt
Organism: Cylas formicarius (sweet potato weevil)
Lineage: Eukaryota; Metazoa; Arthropoda; Insecta; Coleoptera; Brentidae
Product: HIG1 domain family member 2A, mitochondrial
Exons: 2
Coding region: 156-470 (104 amino acids)
Biological process (GO): mitochondrial respirasome assembly
Cellular component (GO): mitochondrion
Source: RefSeq, a predicted model, not a curated record